AUGGGUAACUUUUUGGACCUUCCUUUUUCUUAUCAGCAAUGAAUUCUCGAGAAUGCUCCAUGUUUGAGCCUUUAGAUAUCGCGGAGAUCCCAUGCGGUUCGAACUCACCAGUGAAUGUAAAGAACAAACUUUUAAAUUUCGGGCUCUCGUGUUAAACGCCCUAUUUUGGCUUUUUUUAGAUUCUUUCUCUGUAUCUUUUUCCUUUCUCUAUCUCACUCUUCAAUUCAAACACUCUGUGAGAAUUUCGAGACAAGAAGAUUCGAAAAGUGGCCAACUUUCGACUGCUUCGCGAACGCGUUGCAACACUACAGUACCGUCCAAAAAGAAAUCAACCGUUAGGUUUUUUGCCAUAACUCUCUUUAAAGUGUGGGAUGCUCAACGAAACUUGGAUAUAAUAUGAACUCCGGUAUAUCAAACUCUCCAAAAGCUUUUCAGACCAUUGAAAAAUAUAACAAAGAAAAAGUUAAUUUGUAUUGAACUUUUGAAAAAAAGCCGGUUUUUACAACAUCGGGGAACCGGGGGAAAAAUGACCCAUAAACCAAACGAAUCUCAGAGAUAUCGAUAUAAAUUUCAAGAGGAGGUUCAAUAUGUUGUAGCAGCACCCUUUGAAUCGAUGAAAGCUUGGCAUCCUCGCGGCAUGCUGUCGAUGAGCUUGUCGAUGCAGGUCUGAUCGAUCUUCUUCCAUUCUUUUUCAUGUUGCGAAAAUUUUUCAGCCACAUUCGAUGUUUUUUUGUUUGCCAGUCUUUUCUACAGGUCUUCCCACAUCUUUUCGAUGAUUUUGAGGUCCGGACUUUGGCUCGGCCAGUCGAGACGACGAACUUUUCUGCAGUAGAACCAGUUGCAGACGUCCUUGGAUUGAUGUUUGAAAUCGUUUUCGUCCCGGAAAAUGAAAGCCCGGUCAUGAACUCGAAGUGCAAAUGAACUCAUCUUCUUCUCAAGGAUCUCCUAGUACAUAUUCCGAUUCAUGAUACCCACGAUCCGGUGCAGUGGACCCAAUCCAAGAGCGGAGAAACAACCCCAUAACAAGUACAGUCCUCCACCAUGCUUCAUCGUCGGAAGUUGACGUUUGGGGUAGAACAAAAUCGAAAAAAUAUUUCGAAAUCUUGAAACGACAAUGACACAUAUUUGGCGAAAAUUUGCAAGCAAUCUACGAAGCAGAAAGAAAGUUUUGGCAAAAAACCCCAAAGUUGAUUUCUUUUUGGGCGGUACUGUAUCUCGAAUGCAUUGCAACUCUAUUUCUUUGUACUUGGACGCUAAUUCUGAGGGUUGAAAAAAAUGAUGACAUCUUAAAAAUUUCUUCAAUCGAAAUUCGUUCUUUAUUCGAAAAUUAAUCGAAAUUCGCUUUUUCAGGUUGUACUAAAGUUCGCCAGAAAAGACAAAUUUUUUACAUCUCCAUGACACUUUUUUGCACACUGUCAUCGGUUCUCGCUGAAGGUUUUUUUAAAAUUCCUUAGCACUUGAAUGGUAUCAGAGUAAUUUUUUUGUCUUCGAGUCUUGUCCGCGCCUCUUCCGACGAUCAUUGAUUACCUUUUUUUCACAGAAAUCUUCCCUUCGCUCGCGGUCUGUUUCGGUUCGCGCCUUUGAUACAACAUAACUCACAUUUCUGAAAACUUUUCAGAUGUUCGUAUAGUCCGUUCAGUUUUUGAAUGUCAAUUAUAGUCAAUGUUUCCCGACUUGAAAGGCGAUGCAAGGGGCGGGACGCGUAGCGUGUGCGUACGCGGUUCUUGGCACGAGUUCAAUUCAACCGCCAGCGAGCAUUCAGAGAGCUCAUUUUUCGCUCUAUUCACUUCUUUUUUAAUUAUUUAUUGAUUAUGUUAAUUUUUGCAUCAAAAAUUAGUAGAAAAUACAGAGAAAGAGCGGUUGCCGAGCUUUUUAAGUAGUCGGCGGCAAUUUUUAUUGAACUGGCGCCAAGAACCGCGUACGGACACGCUACGCGUCCCGCCCUCGCCCCUGCCUCCCCCUUUCAAGUCGGGGAACAUUGACUACAGAAUGACGUCAUUCGAAAACACUCUGUGGAUGGCUCGCUCUCUGAUUGGUUUGUCGCGCCAUUAGGGGCGGAGCUUAAGGGAGGACUUGACAUUUAAAAUCUGAACAGACUGUAUACUCAUACUUUGGCUAGGGCUCCAUGGGAAAAUCACGGACAGGCCGCGGGCGUAGAUUAGAGUCUGCAAAAAUGAUCUUCAAACCAUUUUGAAAGAUAAAAACAUUGACCAUUGGUUUCAUAAUGACACUUUGAGAGAUCAAAAUUUGACAUUUCAUUUUAAAUGAUCUCUCAUUAUGAGAAAAUCAAGAAAAAUGAAGGGAAAAUCUCCGUAUUUUCUCAUCUGUCGCAAAAACGAAACGACACGGGCGGGUCCAAAGGUCUCAAAAAGGACUUUCGAAAAAAACCCCUCAAGAGAUCAAAUGUAGAAGGGGCAUACAAAAAAAAAUACACGCAAAUAAAAGACUACCGAUUACGCAGCUCAAUAAUGAAAUAACUACCCAGUCAUCAUCCCGAUUGAUUUUUGUAAAAUGCUGGAUAUUUUCGAAUAUUAUUUCCAGAGGUAUGCUGCACUAAAUCGGCUUGGGCGUAUCCGACCGGGGAGGCAGUUCCACCGGAAUGCGACAAAAACGGGGUCACAUGCACUGAAGGGCUAAUACACGUUGAGAAGCCGUUAAAAAGUUCGAAAUCAAUUGCUGGCUUAUUGGGAAGAGUAAAAAAAAGCGGCCCCAUAACGAUUCUCGACAACACCGAUUUGGUGAUUUCUAUCGACAUGCUAGAAGAAAUCGUUCACAACGGACCAGGUAUGACUUUUUGAAAUUAAAAACUAAAAGAAACUGAUCAUUUUUGAAAAUAUAAAAAUCCUGCUUAACCAACGCUUUACUCUGCGUAUUUUUUCCCUAAUACUUCAUUUUAACUCAUUUAAUCAGCGGGGCGGGACGACUGCUCGAAACAACGCAUCUUUGACUAUAAUUUUUUAGUCUGAACUUUAUUGAUAAUUUUUACAGGUCCAGCUGUUCACUUGAGGGAUCCGAAGUUAGCAGAUGGUACCUGUUUUACGAGUCUGAAAAGAAUUAUAGUGGAUGAACCUCUUCGGUAUUGCAAGAAACGAGAUCUUUUGCUUUUCGAAGGAAACGUGACGCCAGAAGUGAAAGAUCUGCUCGAAAAAGCUGCCAAUGAGGUGAUUUCAGUUUAUAUUUUGUUUCGAGCAGGAAAAACUUAAAAUUUUCGAAUCGCUCAAAAAAAAAAGGGAAAGUGUCAGGUUGAGCGUUUGAGAAUGCAGCAGUAUUCUCAAACAGGCGACGGAUGUAUUCAUGGGGCGUGGCUAUAUACAAUGUGUGCAGGCUAAGACAGGCCUGCCCGGGCCGAGCCUCUCGGAAUCUUUAACGUCUCCUGAACGAUCAUGAACGGCAGUGUACUGAGAAACUUUUGAAGGGUCCCUAUAGGGGGAUUUAUAGAGGGCCCUAAAAUCGUCCCUAUAGGGGUAAAAAAAUUUUUUGGUUUAAAAAUCUUUUCGUCCUGUUUGAUAACGUAGAAUUCAUCUUUUUUUGAUAAUUCGUAAUAUUUUAUUGAUGAGCGAGUACGAAAUAUAGGAAAUAUACAAAAUACUGUAAUCUGCGAGCGACGACUUGAAAUUUCACCGAACGACAUUCCGCUGUUCCGCUGCGCGCAUUCGCGAAGCGUCUUUCGAAUCUAGGUCACGCUUUUGAUUGAUUGUUUUUCCUGUGAGAGCACAGGAAAGUGAAGUAUCUUAAUAAAAGAAAAAAAAGUUGAAAGUGCGACCAAGGUUCGCAAAGGCGCCAGCGGCAGAGCGGAAUGUCGUUCGCUAAAAUUCUAAGUCGUGGUACACAGGCUAUCGAAUGGGUUCAUCAGGUAAACAAAUGAGCUUCAAAAAAAAGUGAUCAGUUUCAAUCAGCACUGUCUCCUUCUUGUUCGUCCUCAGACUCAUCGGCUUCCUUAGCCAAAGAUUUUGAAAAUUCACACAACUAAUCAUAAUUUCUCAAGCCAGCGCCGAGUGAAGUUUAGAAGGAAAUAAUAUUAGAACAAUAUAGAAAUCAAACCGAAGAAAACUUUCGGUUUUUGUUGUUACACAUAGAAUAGAUUGUGCUUAAAUAAUUGCUAACAGAUUUCAUAACAUUCACAUGAAAUAAAUUCAAAAAUUGAAAUAAACUUUCCAAAAAUCUUGAAAAACUUAUAUUUUAAAAGUUACUUUUUCUAAACUUUUCCAAAAACUACAUAGGCAAAGUCGGGAGGACCCUCCGAGGAUCCAUAAAGACUCCAUAGAAAUGUUCCUUUUAGGGUGAUGAAGGCUCCCUUUUUGCUGCCUCUUCCUUUCGCCACCAUUUCUCAAGCCUUUGAAAUCUAAGAAAGAUGAAAGGCUUGAAAAAUAUAGGGGCCCUCUUUGCUGCCUUUUGCUGUCUUUCUGCGGCCUUUUGGAGCUUCUCCCCUUUAGCGACCUUUAUCCACCGUUCCGACUUUGCCCGAGUACGUAAACCAGAAAACGAAACCAACCUUAAUUUUUUUAUACUUGAAAAACUGAUGGUUCUAGUUAAAAUUAUCGAAAAUUUUGAGGUUAAAACGCGCCGAGUAGCAGAAUGACGGAAUCCUACACCAUUUCUACACAUUUUUUCAAAAACUUUGUUAGGAAUAUGGAGCUUCGAAAAGUCCAAAAAUCGAAAGUAUAUUUCAAAAAUUUUCGGAAAUUUACUAAGGAAAUUGCCAGUAAUUCGGCAUCUCAAAAACUCUAGAAAAGCCGGCAAAACCGGCAAUCGAUUGCCGCACAGCACUGUUUCACAGUCCAUAAAGACAAAAAAAUGUUUUGAAUUUUUGAAGUCUACCCUAUUUAGACGCUUUCCGGCUGUGAAAGUUUGACGACGCCAAUACCCACGUCUGCAACAUUAAACUGGACGACGACAAUCAGAAGCCUGCCGACGACAUCGAACGGCAUCGCGGUUGUUCCGCCAUUAUGUGUUCAGAGUUCUGCCGCCGCCUCAGCCCAUGAAAAAUUGAAAUGUCCGAGCAAAAGUAAUUUCAACGGUUUUUCGUGUUUUCAAGGAUGAUCCUGAUUUAAGACGGAAUACUGGCCGCGGGUAUAAUAGUUAUUGUUAUUCUUCUGGUCCUCCUGGGCAUUUCAAUGUCUGUCUCCAUCAAACUCUACUUCUUCAGGAAGCAGGAGGACGCCGCUUUUGCCGCCUUUGGUAACUACAUAAUUUAG
This is a messenger RNA of Caenorhabditis auriculariae, 5195 nucleotides long. The record is from the annotation of a GenBank genome assembly. NCBI's taxonomy places the organism in Eukaryota, Metazoa, Nematoda, Chromadorea, Rhabditida, Rhabditidae.